Messenger RNA from Aethina tumida (small hive beetle), 789 nucleotides. RefSeq names its product transcription factor 21. Gene Ontology annotation, biological process: developmental process; regulation of transcription by RNA polymerase II. The transcript is spliced from 4 exons. The coding region runs from base 144 to 734 and encodes 196 amino acids. Gene Ontology annotation, molecular function: RNA polymerase II transcription regulatory region sequence-specific DNA binding; DNA-binding transcription factor activity, RNA polymerase II-specific; protein dimerization activity. The record is from RefSeq and is a predicted model, not a curated record. Lineage: Eukaryota; Metazoa; Arthropoda; Insecta; Coleoptera; Nitidulidae.
GAAAACAUCCUGUGAAAUUGGGGCAAUAAAUCACUUUGAAAAGUCGAUGGGCGUUCACACAUCUGUUUAAACCAUCGCCGGCUUAAUUGAAAACGCACAGUUUGACACUUGUUAGUCAGAACGCAACCAGCCAAUGUCCCAACAUGGAUUUUAUGCGUUACGAACAAAACUUCGCCGUUAACAAUAACAACAACAACAACAACAACAACAAUAAUAAUAAUAAUAAUCAUAAUAAUAUUAAUAACAGUAGUGGUGGUAGUAGAAAGCGUGGUGGUGUUUUGAAAAGUGUGUGCCAAGAUGAUUUCCAAGUGCCGGUGAAACAACGCAGUCAGGCGAACGCACGUGAAAGGGACAGAACGCACAGAUCUUCAUGUUUCAGUGUGAACACUGCUUUCUCCACGUUGAGGACGUUGAUUCCCACCGAGCCCAAAGACAGGAAGCUGAGCAAAAUCGAAACAUUACGACUGGCUUCCAGUUACAUCUCUCACUUGGGCACUCAACUUAUCGCAGGUCCGAUAGAGCAGCCUUGCUUAAGAAUCGCAAAGGCAGAGGAUCAAGAUCGACAUCAAGUCUGUACGUUUUGUAUAGCGCACAAGAAGACGCCGAAGACGACAGAAGGUAGACCGGAGACGUUCGAUUGUUCCAGUUUUGAAGCUCAAAUUUUUUUGUCCCCCACCUCCCCCAAUCAAAUCUUAACGACGACGGAGCUGAACAACAUUUAUUAUCAACAAUAAGGGAUCGUUGCCACUCAGCCAUGUACUUAAUAAAACAUUUGACACAACCGAAAAC